CCUCCUGUGGAGCCACUGACACCAACUUAACCCAGCAGACUGCCCUGCACCGGGAUUGGGGUCAGGUGAGGGGAUAUCGGGAUGGGGCUGGGGCUGCGGCGGUGCUUCCAUGGGCUCAGCUCCGUUCUGGCAGCAUGGAGGUUCUCACGACCCAGCUCCUAUUCCAGGGCUCGUCCAGCUAUUUAAAGCUCACCAAGAGGGGAAAAGUGCUCUGAAAAUGCAGUUUCUGUGCACUAGAUGCCGUGCCAAAUAUUCUGUCUCUUUCAUAGGCGGAUAGCGAGGGAUCCCACGGCUUGUCGGGUUUGUUUUUUUGCCCACUUUCAGCCAUAUGUGCUCGGAAGCUACAAGGCCCUAUUAGGGAUUUGGAAAGUCAUCUAGCGGGUGAGCGAGCAGAGCUAGCCCUCCGAACCAAAAAAAAGCAGGAUGCAGGAUGCUUUCUCAUCCAGAAAAACAGCGCCGGCCAAAAUAAAGAAAGCACUUCUGCAGCGAAAAGCCUGAAAUGGGAAGCAGCAGCCUGCCUCGCCUGGGGAGAAGGGAAGAAACAGAGGCAAACAUCCCGCCCGUGACCAACACGCAACCACACUACAGGAAGCAGUAGCCUCCGGUGAUAAAUAGGAGCCCCGGCAGCACAGGAUGCGCGUGGGGUGAGCUCGGCGGGCCGAGGGGAUGUGAGGCAGUGUCCGUCCAUCCGUCCAGCCGGCGGGAUGGCCGCGGCCCUGCUGCUGCCGCUGUGGCUGCUGCUGCUGGUGACGGCGGUGGCACGGGGUGAGGACGCCGAGGUGCUCUGCGCCGACACCGCCUGCUACACGCUGCACCGGGCCGAGCUGGGAUGGGGCGCUGCACAAGAGCGCUGCCAGCACGACGGCGGCAACCUGGCUCCAGCAAGCAGCCGGGCCGAGGCCGAGCGACUUGAGCAGCUGCUGACAGCCAGCGCGGCCGCCUCGGCGUGGAUCGGGCUGCGGCUGGAGCGCGGCCACUGCGUGCAGUCCCAGGAGCCGCUGAGGGGCUUCGCCUGGGCGGCCGGCGGGGAGCCUGGCAACUACUCAGCCUGGCUGGCCGAGCCCCACGUCACCUGCCUCAGCACCCGCUGCGUCGCCCUGCGGCCCGCCGGCCCCCACGGGCCUCCAGGAUGGGUCGACCGGCCGUGCCGGGCCACGCUGCCCGCCUUCCUCUGCAAGUUCAGCUUCCGGGGGAUGUGCGGGCCCCUGCGGCUCGGGGGGCCCGGCCGGGUCAGCUACGAGACGCCCUUCAGGGUGCGCAGCCCAGCACUGGCAGCCGCCCCCUUUGGCACGCUGGCAGAGGUGGUCUGCGAGGGGGCUGCGAGCCCGGCCUUCUCCGUAUGCAAGGGGCAGCUGGAGGGGGACAGCUUUGCCUGGCAUCCUCCCGGGCCCCUCUGCCCCAACACCUGCACCUACAACAACGGGGGCUGCCAGCAGCUGUGCAUGGAGGCAUCUGGGCAGCCGUCUUACUGUACUUGCCAUCCUGGCUACGUGCUGGGCCCCGACAUGGCCUCCUGUCUGCCCGAGGAUGCCUGCCACCCCAACCCCUGCCAGGGGACCUGCCAGCCCCGGCCCGGAGGCUUCGAGUGCAUCUGCGAGGCUGGCUACAUCCUGGCACCUGAUGGCCUCCACUGCGUGGAUGUGGAUGAGUGCCUGGAGGAGCCCUGCAAGCACGAGUGCCACAACACGGCCGGCAGCUUCUACUGCUCCUGCCAGCCCGGCUACCAGACAGCAGGGCCUGAUGGCCGCGACUGCCGCGAUGAGGAUGAGUGCGCCCGGCCCAAUGCCUGCCCCCAGCUCUGCCUCAACAUCCCCGGCUCCUUCCGCUGCACCUGCAAGGCCGGCUACCAGCAGCAGCCUGGCAGCGAUGCCUGCCUGGACGUGGACGAGUGCCUGCGAGACCCCUGUCUCGGGUCCUGCCACAAUUUCCCCGGCAGCUUCAAGUGCAUCUGCCCGCCUGGCUUCCUCCUGCAGGAUGAUGGACACAGCUGCCUCGCUGCACCCACCACAGGAGAGCAGCUGGCAGGCACCGUGGGGACCACCGCCAUCCUCCAGAGCACCAGCACCGCGUGGACCGUGGGCACCCCCAGCCCUGCAGCCAUUCCUGGUGGGUUGACACCACCAGCCCCCACGGUGGUGGUGUCGGAGCACAGCCCCGAGCAUGGCGCUGAUGGCCCCCGGCUGCUCCUCUACUACAUCCUGGGCAGCCUGGUGGCCAUCCUGCUGCUGCUGGCCUUUGCCCUGGCCUUGGUGGCCUGCAGAAAGAGGGCGGCUAGGCAGGAAAAACCAAAAGCCAAAAGCGCGGCGGACAACUACUGCUGGGUGCCCGAGCAGCCUGAGAGCCGCAGCAGGGCAGGCAGUGAGCGCAGGUAACGGUGCCCACGCUGCGGGGCUGCAAGCAAAGGAAAUCCAAAGUGAAGUGGGGUGGGCGAUGUUCUUUCCGAGAUGAUUUUGCAUGCCUUCGUGUCUGAGAGCCUGUCUUGGAGCUUUGGGCAAAGCAGGAUCCGGUCCCAACCCCAAGGCAGGUGCAAGUGUUGGGUGAGCAGAUAUGAAGGCAGCCCAAAUCAUGCUGGGAGUGUUAGCUGAAAUGUGUAAACCUCAGCUUCCCAAAGUGAAGGGUUAAUGGGGAAGGAGCAGAGAGCCUGAGAUGGAAUGGUGUAGGGGUUCCCUGCCUGCAUUGCUCCUCAGCUCUGCAAAACCUCACAGGACUUGGAAAUUGCAGCCAAGGAGAAUACUGAUUUGGCUUCCUAAGAGAAAACUAUUAAUCUCAUCUGUCAUUCGGUCUCCCCUUCUCAGAUUUAAAUUGUGGAGCUUCCAAAGCAGCAAUUUCCCUGCUCCCCCACCACCAAUCCCUUGUCAUUCAAAAAAAUAUAUAUGCUUAUGACUGCAUCCCUCUCCUUACCUACACUGCAUUCUGCAGUCUGCCGUUCAACCCCCAUGUUCCUCUUGUUCUCAGUGAAACAGGGUUCACAUUUUGAAGUGUUUCACUGUGGCAAGAGCCAUUAGCUGCAGCCACAAGCAGCUGGUUUUCACUGUUGAUAUUUUUGUUGUUGUUGCUUUUUAGAAGUUGUCAUUACAGAAGCCGUAGAAUAAGCAUUUUAGAAGCCCAGCAGCAGAAAGACCCUCCAGCGAAGCAGGAGCUGUAGGGGUGGUGGGGCUUCAGGACUGUUUGAGUUAAGCAUGCGUGGGGUCUGGGCUGAAUGUUUUCUCCAUCCAUCCCUGUAAGCAAUGUACUGGAUGUUGUGUGUUCACUAACUACUGUAUAAAACCUCUAAACACCCUUCAAAGCAAAUGCUCUCUCAGGGCGAAGUUUCUCCCCCAUCUCAGGCUCGGUCCUGCAAAGAAGAGGGAAGACACAUCUCCCUCUGGAUUUGUACCGCUGGGAAGCAGCAAGAGAUGGAGCUGCUGGCUGACAGAGAAAUGGGAGCACCCCCAGCAGUGCUGCAUCCUGAUUGUCCCAAUGCAGGCAAGCACCCUUCACCCUAGCAGCAGGGAGGCAGCUCACGGCCUGCAUUCAUUUGAAGGGUACAUCGGUUUCCUGAAGAUUCUGCUGUUUUUAUUGUAUACUUGAGGCUUAAUUGCAACAGAAAUGGGAACUGAACACAAAGGAUUUUGCUGCGGGCACUGACCUGCAUCCUGUUCUUCCGCAUGUGGAAGAAACCCCUUUCCUGCUGUUCUUUCUUCUUCAUUCCUCCAUUGUAAAACAAAACAAAACAGGAAAGUGUAGCUCCUAGCUGAUAGAAAUGUUUUUUUAAUGUUCUGCUCGUGCUUCCUUUUCUCCACGCAGUGGUUUGGAGCAGCAGCAAAUGCAGCAGUGGCGUUCUUGGAAGUCCUGCAGAAAAUUCAUAGCGUGUCUUUGUUAUGACAGCAAGCCAGCAGAGCUUUCUGAAUACAUGAAUAAAUUAAGCAGAUGAAUAAUCCCACCCAAAUCAGUGGGAUAACCUACAUACAGAGCACAAAGCCUGCAUGGUCGGUCUGCACUAACUCAGGGUCUGCAUGGGGAAGGAGCAGUCACAGUGAUGUGCCCCCCAGUUCAGGGCUGCUGGGUUUGCUGCAUCAAAAGCCGAGGUGUUUUCAAAACAGUAAUAGUCUCGGGAGCUUUUCUGCCAUGCUUUUCCUAUUAUGGUAUCAUUUAACUGUUCUACACACAGCAUCGACUCCACUCUGAGAAAGGGAAAAAGAAGCGUAAGCGCAGACUCAGAGCAGGCAAAAACCUGGGAGUUGUUCAUUCCCAAAACCCCUCUGUAAAAACUGUAAUCUUGACUUGUGUUGCCCAGUUGGUGUGUUCUGGUGUACAUACUGCAUCACCAGUGCAGCAGAUCCUAUGGCAGGCAGGCACUAAUAUGUGCUUAGGUUCAGUGUGGCUCUUCCAAGCAGAGUAUUUCCUGAUGUUGCUCCCUCCAAUCUGGUGCUGUUCCACUUGGAUAAUCCCAUCUCCCUUUCUUUCCACCAUGAAAGCAGCAGGAACGUUUCAGUGUGUGUCCUCAUCGGUUAUCCAGAGCCCAGGGUGAAAACCUUGGGCUAAAGCAAAUAGAAUGGGAUCAGACAGCUCAGGCUUACAGUCAGGAGAGAGGGAAUCUCUUCGUCGCUCCAUCUGCACACACCGAGCAGGUCCCAUAACCAUCUCACUGUCAGGAUGGCAGGACUGGCCAGCCAACGCAUCCCCAAUGUUUUGAAGUGUUUUUUCAACUGUUUAUUGUUUGGUUUUUAUGGUCCAAGAAUCCAGGCAUACCUCACUUUAUGUAAAAACUGCAUGUCAGUACUGAGUUGUGCUUUGUGAUGCCCAGAGCAGUGGCACAGCACCACAGCUGUUGGCUGCCUUCGACUGAAAGAAGAAAGUUCUCACAUGCUGAACAGCACUGUACGUUGCUUUUCUGAUCAAACACCAAUAAAAUCUAAUGGAACACGUC
Molecule: messenger RNA, 4909 nt
Organism: Lagopus leucura (white-tailed ptarmigan)
Lineage: Eukaryota; Metazoa; Chordata; Aves; Galliformes; Phasianidae
Gene: CD93
Product: CD93 molecule
Exons: 1
Coding region: 705-2372 (555 amino acids)
Molecular function (GO): calcium ion binding
Source: RefSeq, a predicted model, not a curated record